This is a messenger RNA of Penicillium riverlandense, 1455 nucleotides long. RefSeq names its product HesA/MoeB/ThiF family protein. The transcript is spliced from 3 exons. Gene Ontology annotation, cellular component: cytosol; cytoplasm. The record is from RefSeq and is a predicted model, not a curated record. Bases 1 to 1455 code for a protein of 484 amino acids. Gene Ontology annotation, molecular function: thiosulfate-cyanide sulfurtransferase activity; URM1 activating enzyme activity; adenylyltransferase activity. Gene Ontology annotation, biological process: tRNA wobble position uridine thiolation; protein urmylation. NCBI's taxonomy places the organism in Eukaryota, Fungi, Ascomycota, Eurotiomycetes, Eurotiales, Aspergillaceae.
AUGGCAAUAACAUCUCUAGACGACACCUGCGCUUCCUUGCGCUCCCAGAUUUCAGCAACAGAAGCGUCCCUAGCUGCAUUGAAAAACGAUCUCGCUCACGCCGAACAGGCCGCCACUGCGACGCUGAGCGCCGACACCGCGGGAAACAAAGGCAAUGGCCCGACACGCUGGCCGCUGAUGCCAGACGAGUAUCGACGAUAUGGACGGCAGAUGAUAGUAUCGCAGGUUGGUUUGCAAGGCCAGCUCAAACUCCGAUCCGCCAAGGUGUUGCUCGUCGGUGCAGGCGGGCUGGGAUGUCCUGCAGCACAGUACCUGGCUGGUGCAGGGGUGGGAACGAUCGGCUUGAUUGACGGCGACACGGUCGAGGCCUCGAAUUUGCAUCGCCAAGUACUACAUCGAACUAAGAAUGUGGGGAGAUACAAGGUGGACAGCGCGAUUGAGUCUUUACGAGACUUGAAUCCGCAUCCUACGUACAUUGCGCAUCGCACCCAUCUCACACCUGCGGAAGCCCCGACUAUCUUUCGAGAGUAUGAUCUUAUCCUCGAUUGCACGGACAACCCAGCGACCCGCUACUUGAUCUCCGAUACUGCAGUACUUCUUGGCAAACCGCUCGUCUCGGCGUCUGCCCUGCGUACAGAAGGCCAGCUAAUGGUGCUGAACAAUCCCCCGCGACCUCCAGGAGACAAGACUGGAGGGCCGUGCUAUCGAUGCGUAUUUCCGAGACCACCGCCAGCUGACAGCGUGGUCAGUUGUGCAGAUGGAGGCAUUCUCGGACCAGUCGUGGGAACGAUGGGUGUCUUGCAGGCCCUGGAGGCGAUCAAGGUUAUCACUGCACCGCCCGUCGAUGCGACAAGCUCAAAGGACCCUCCGUCGCUGCAUAUCUUCUCGGCGUAUUCGUCUCCUCCCUUCCGCACCAUUCGUCUGCGCUCUCGCCGGUCUACCUGUGCAGUAUGCUCCGCCGAGGCUAGUGUCACGUUGGAUACCAUCACGUCGGGAUCCACCGACUAUGUGUUCUUCUGUGGUUCAGCGAACCUGGCCUCGCUGCUUGGUCCGACCGAGCGCAUUUCCGCGCUGGAGUAUCACGAGCGGUAUCCAGACAAUGCUCCUGCGCCCACCAUCAUUGACGUGCGGGACAAGGUCCAGUUUGAGAUCUGCAAUCUGGAAAACAGCAUCAACAUCCCGAUAUCGACCAUUCUCUCUUCUUCGACGCCGUCCAAGGCUCAAAAUGGCGACGCCGAUAACCUGAGUCAAUUGCCCCCAUGGAUUCCUUCAGAAGUCGUCAAUUCCGAUCACCCAGUAUAUGUGGUCUGUCGUCUCGGAAACGACUCGCAGAUUGCGGUCAAAAAGAUGAAAGACUUGGGACUACAUCAAGACGGACAGCGAUUCAUCGGUGAUAUCCGAGGAGGCUUUCGCGCGUGGCGAGACGAAGUAGACCCGGAUUGGCCGGAGUAUUGA